UCUUCCGACUUCGCAGUCUUUGACUGUCACAUCCCCCCUACAGAUUUCUGAUCUCUCAAUCCCCCCAAAAAAACAUUCAAAACUAUGGAAAGAACGGAUCUUAUUACUAUGGCCAAGCUGGCAGAGCAGGCUGAGCGCUACGACGACAUGGCAGAGUUCAUGAAGGGAGUUACAGAGAUGGGAGUCGAGCUGUCAAACGAGGAGAGGAACCUGCUGUCCGUCGCUUACAAAAACGUGGUUGGGGCGAGGCGGUCCGCAUGGAGGGUGAUGUCCAGCAUCGGACUGAAGGCCGAGGGCUCCGAGAAGAAGCAGGAGACUGUCAAGGAGUAUCGGGAGAAGGUGGAGAAGGAGCUGCAAGAGAUUUGCGAAAACGUUUUGAAACUGUUGGAUAGUCAUUUAAUUGAAAAUGCAACAAACUCUGAGAGCAAAGUCUUCUAUCUAAAGAUGAAGGGGGACUACUAUAGAUACCUUGCUGAAGUUGCCUCUGGAGAUGCAAAAACAAAGACCAUUGACAACUCACAGCAAGCAUAUGAGGAGGCGUUUAAAAUCAGCGAGAAAGACAUGGACUCCACACAUCCCAUCCGCUUAGGAUUGGCCCUCAACUUCUCUGUCUUUUACUAUGAGAUCCUCAACUCCCCAGAAAAGGCCUGUGAAUUGGCUAAAAAGGCAUUUGAUGAUGCCAUUGCUGAGCUUGACCAGCUAAAUGAGGAGUCCUACAAAGACAGCACUCUCAUCAUGCAGCUCCUCAGAGACAACCUGACAUUAUGGACAUCGGACAACGUUCCCGAUGAAGGCGAAGCUGGAGAAGUAGAUGCCGGUGAGAACGAGAACUAAAAGACACAAGCCCUCAACGGUGUGGGUCAUCUGGGAAAACAAGAAAAGGAAAAAAAAAAAACUUUUUACACAUCCUUCAUUCCUUAAUUCUCCACUCAAACAUUCUAUCAAUGAAACCCAUUGCUGAAAAGAGUUGUGUAAGGAAAUAUAUAUUAAAAAAAAUAAUCAUUUUCACAAUGUAGAUUUGGACAUGUGGUGAAAAAAGAAGCCCUCCAUUCCUAUUAUUUGUGUUUCGUCCUGGCCUUCUCAUUUGUGCAGUUUCGGCUGUAGGAAAGUGAUUGCUAGCUUGACAUGAUCUCAGACUCCUAGCUUAAUUAAGAGUCAGAAAAAUGUAUGCCCCACGAUUGAACAACUGGAAGCCUAAAUCCUAUCACUUGAGAAGGCUGUUUUUUCCUGAUGAGAAAUGUUAGAUACAAAAACUAGUCGCCCCAUUACCUUUUAGUGUGUUUGUCUCAACAGUUUUGUGGUACGGUUACAGCAGCUGAAGUUAAAUUUAAAAAAAAAACUGAUAUUCGUACUGCAGGGAAAGCUAGUGCACUUUACAUACUGGCAACAAAAACUAUAAUACAGCCAAGUAGUGCCAAUUUGGAUAAAUUCUCACUUUUCUGCUCUGGUUAUGAUGCCACUCUUUCACUUAAGCAUGUCUGUUUGGGAUGGGGGGAAUGAUGGGGCUUGUCUGACAAAAUGCAGGGAUCCUUUUAGUGGGAGUAAGAAAAUUCUGUUAUGCAUGUGUUAUGAUAUUACACUGGAAUGGGAACAAAUGCUGUAACACACACAAGUCCAAGUGUCAAAUUUUAGUCAUUUCAAUGCAGGUUUGUACACGCCCAACAGGAGGGUGAUAUGUUAGUCUGUCGGUGAUUGUCAUUAGAGAUUUGGACCACUAUUGUUUUGCUCUUCAUUCAAUCGUAGUCCCCAAAGCCUUGUGGAACUGUUUGAAUCCCUAUGUAUCAGCUAUGUUAACAUGAAUAAAACAUUUUAUAAACCAAA
Molecule: messenger RNA, 1821 nt
Organism: Labrus mixtus (cuckoo wrasse)
Lineage: Eukaryota; Metazoa; Chordata; Actinopteri; Labriformes; Labridae
Product: 14-3-3 protein beta/alpha-1-like
Exons: 5
Coding region: 85-834 (249 amino acids)
Biological process (GO): signal transduction
Cellular component (GO): cytoplasm
Source: RefSeq, a predicted model, not a curated record